GGCACGGGCGGCUCGGCCGGUGCGGGGGGUCCCGGGGAGCUGGGCGGGCAGCGGGGCCGCCGUGAGGGCUCGGCCGGAGCCCGUGCUCUGCCCCUGAUCGCCCGGCUGCCCGCACCCACCAUCGCCGCCUCCCUGUUGGGUGGGAGUGCGAGCAGAACUCGCCGUUCCCCGCUCUGUGGGCACCAUCAGCGCGGCCGAGGGUUUCCCGCUGCUCUCCCGCCCCUCAGCGCCGCUGGAGCGUCUGAUCUGCUCCUGCCCCUCGGCCUAUGGUGGAUUCACUCUUUGGUGAUGGCCGGUGCUGUUGAUGCCACAAACUGUGAGGAGAAACAGCUUCCUAAUAAGAGAGAAACUAUGAUCUGGAAGCCCAGAAAAGAAUGUUUGCUGGACAACAUUCCAAAUGUUCCUGACAGCAAGUCUGAGGAAAGUGAAGCCUCUGAUGCCUCUCACAGUGAAGGUGAUGACAGUGUCUCUCCUGAUGACUGGUACAACGUGCAUUUUUACCUGGAUGAGGAGGAUGAUGAAGUCUACAGUAUACCUGACUCUCCAAAGCUGCAAAGUGCUUCUGAGUACGAGGUGGAGGACUGGGAUAAAGAAUUGGAGGAGUCUGCAUAUGGUCCUUAUGAUGCUGAUGAUCUGUCCUGUGGAAGCUUUCAGGAAAAUAAUGUUUUGGCCUCAUAUGUGUGGAACGAGGACUGGUUUUACUCCCCAGGCUGUCACCACACAGCUUGCUUUGUUUCUCCACCACGAGUCAGUACAAGAGUUGAGAGUGGCCAGUUUGAUGAUGCAGAUGAGUGAGGCUGACCCUGGGCAGAAGUAAGUUUGGCUUCUGAGUUGGAAUGUGUUCUUCACUGACUGAGCUGUGUCAAGUCCCUUAGUUUGCUUGCAGAGUUCUGCCCAAGGCCAGAAAUGUGACACCACCUCCCAAGUUUUGCUCAGGUGCUGCUGAGCUGUUCUAAACUGCCCCCACUGGGCUCUGGAGACAAGAGUGCAGUGCUGGCUGUGACAGUGCAUUUCUGGAGGUUUUGUUUGUAUUCUGUAGAUCUAUGUUGUUACUAAUUAAUUGCUUGAGAAGAAGUGUUCAGUUUCUAAACUCAGACUGUUUACUUGCAGGGCUUUGUGAGUUUUGACAUGCUGGUCUCUGUGUGUCUGUGUAACUUAGUUCCUUUUCCUUUUCACCUGAUGCUGUCAGAUGGGUUUGGAGAACUUUAGAAACUCUCCCUCCUUCAAGCUUCUCUGUUGUAUUUCCUUGUGGUUUCAGUUCCCAUUUGUGAUUCUGAUACUGCUUUUCAACAAAAUUAGCUGUGGCAAAUACAGA
This is a messenger RNA of Corapipo altera (White-ruffed manakin), 1315 nucleotides long. RefSeq names its product coordinator of PRMT5 and differentiation stimulator (gene COPRS). The coding region runs from base 289 to 795 and encodes 168 amino acids. Gene Ontology annotation, molecular function: histone binding. NCBI's taxonomy places the organism in Eukaryota, Metazoa, Chordata, Aves, Passeriformes, Pipridae. Gene Ontology annotation, cellular component: nucleus. The record is from RefSeq and is a predicted model, not a curated record. The transcript has 4 exons.